Messenger RNA from Homo sapiens (human), 3152 nucleotides. RefSeq names its product claudin 2 (gene CLDN2). The transcript has 2 exons. Lineage: Eukaryota; Metazoa; Chordata; Mammalia; Primates; Hominidae. Gene Ontology annotation, molecular function: structural molecule activity; paracellular tight junction channel activity; identical protein binding. Gene Ontology annotation, biological process: regulation of intestinal D-glucose absorption; innate immune response in mucosa; regulation of intestinal lipid absorption. Gene Ontology annotation, cellular component: membrane; plasma membrane; tight junction. Bases 520 to 1212 code for a protein of 230 amino acids. The record is from RefSeq and is marked reviewed.
CCCAGAGCAAGCCGAUUCUCUACACACUGCCUUCCCUUCCUGUAAGACUCAUCAAAAAGGCACCCCAACCUUGCAUGGAUCUGCUGUUGGUAUUCCUUGGGGUGAAGCCAGAAGUCAGGCUUUCCACAGAGAGACGGGACUACAUGGCCACCUGGGAAGGCUAGGGAGUCAAAGGGCCUGAGGAAUGACUACUUCCCUCCACAAGGGCAUUCCCUGCCCUGCUCUGCUUCCUGGGGGCUUCAGCAAGCCUUCCUUCUAGAGCUCCUAGAACCCUCCCAUGGUCAACACAACAGCAGCCCAGACAAUGAGAUGCAAGAGGCCUGAGCUCACAGGCCAUUCAGGUCUUCUAGAUGCCUUCUUGAGGCUGCUUGUGGCCACCCACAGACACUUGUAAGGAGGAGAGAAGUCAGCCUGGCAGAGAGACUCUGAAAUGAGGGAUUAGAGGUGUUCAAGGAGCAAGAGCUUCAGCCUGAAGACAAGGGAGCAGUCCCUGAAGACGCUUCUACUGAGAGGUCUGCCAUGGCCUCUCUUGGCCUCCAACUUGUGGGCUACAUCCUAGGCCUUCUGGGGCUUUUGGGCACACUGGUUGCCAUGCUGCUCCCCAGCUGGAAAACAAGUUCUUAUGUCGGUGCCAGCAUUGUGACAGCAGUUGGCUUCUCCAAGGGCCUCUGGAUGGAAUGUGCCACACACAGCACAGGCAUCACCCAGUGUGACAUCUAUAGCACCCUUCUGGGCCUGCCCGCUGACAUCCAGGCUGCCCAGGCCAUGAUGGUGACAUCCAGUGCAAUCUCCUCCCUGGCCUGCAUUAUCUCUGUGGUGGGCAUGAGAUGCACAGUCUUCUGCCAGGAAUCCCGAGCCAAAGACAGAGUGGCGGUAGCAGGUGGAGUCUUUUUCAUCCUUGGAGGCCUCCUGGGAUUCAUUCCUGUUGCCUGGAAUCUUCAUGGGAUCCUACGGGACUUCUACUCACCACUGGUGCCUGACAGCAUGAAAUUUGAGAUUGGAGAGGCUCUUUACUUGGGCAUUAUUUCUUCCCUGUUCUCCCUGAUAGCUGGAAUCAUCCUCUGCUUUUCCUGCUCAUCCCAGAGAAAUCGCUCCAACUACUACGAUGCCUACCAAGCCCAACCUCUUGCCACAAGGAGCUCUCCAAGGCCUGGUCAACCUCCCAAAGUCAAGAGUGAGUUCAAUUCCUACAGCCUGACAGGGUAUGUGUGAAGAACCAGGGGCCAGAGCUGGGGGGUGGCUGGGUCUGUGAAAAACAGUGGACAGCACCCCGAGGGCCACAGGUGAGGGACACUACCACUGGAUCGUGUCAGAAGGUGCUGCUGAGGAUAGACUGACUUUGGCCAUUGGAUUGAGCAAAGGCAGAAAUGGGGGCUAGUGUAACAGCAUGCAGGUUGAAUUGCCAAGGAUGCUCGCCAUGCCAGCCUUUCUGUUUUCCUCACCUUGCUGCUCCCCUGCCCUAAGUCCCCAACCCUCAACUUGAAACCCCAUUCCCUUAAGCCAGGACUCAGAGGAUCCCUUUGCCCUCUGGUUUACCUGGGACUCCAUCCCCAAACCCACUAAUCACAUCCCACUGACUGACCCUCUGUGAUCAAAGACCCUCUCUCUGGCUGAGGUUGGCUCUUAGCUCAUUGCUGGGGAUGGGAAGGAGAAGCAGUGGCUUUUGUGGGCAUUGCUCUAACCUACUUCUCAAGCUUCCCUCCAAAGAAACUGAUUGGCCCUGGAACCUCCAUCCCACUCUUGUUAUGACUCCACAGUGUCCAGACUAAUUUGUGCAUGAACUGAAAUAAAACCAUCCUACGGUAUCCAGGGAACAGAAAGCAGGAUGCAGGAUGGGAGGACAGGAAGGCAGCCUGGGACAUUUAAAAAAAUAAAAAUGAAAAAAAAACCCAGAACCCAUUUCUCAGGGCACUUUCCAGAAUUCUCUCAUAUUUGUGGGCUGGGAUCAAGCCUGCAGCUUGAGGAAAGCACAAGGAAAGGAAAGAAGAUCUGGUGGAAAGCUCAGGUGGCAGCGGACUCUGACUCCACUGAGGAACUGCCUCAGAAGCUGCGAUCACAACUUUGGCUGAAGCCCCUGCCUCACUCUAGGGCACCUGACCUGGCCUCUUGCCUAAACCACAAGGCUAAGGGCUAUAGACAAUGGUUUCCUUAGGAACAGUAAACCAGUUUUUCUAGGGAUGGCCCUUGGCUGGGGGAUGACAGUGUGGGAGCUGUGGGGUACUGAGGAAGACACCAUUCCUUGACGGUGUCUAAGAAGCCAGGUGGAUGUGUGUGGUGGCUCCAGUGGGUGUUUCUACUCUGCCAGUGAGAGGCAGCCCCCUAGAAACUCUUCAGGCGUAAUGGAAAAUCAGCUCAAAUGAGAUCAGGCCCCCCCAGGGUCCACCCACAGAGCACUACAGAGCCUCUGAAAGACCAUAGCACCAAGCGAGCCCCUUCAGAUUCCCCCACUGUCCAUCGGAAGAUGCUCCAGAGUGGCUAGAGGGCAUCUAAGGGCUCCAGCAUGGCAUAUCCAUGCCCACGGUGCUGUGUCCAUGAUCUGAGUGAUAGCUGCACUGCUGCCUGGGAUUGCAGCUGAGGUGGGAGUGGAGAAUGGUUCCCAGGAAGACAGUUCCACCUCUAAGGUCCGAAAAUGUUCCCUUUACCCUGGAGUGGGAGUGAGGGGUCAUACACCAAAGGUAUUUUCCCUCACCAGUCUAGGCAUGACUGGCUUCUGAAAAAUUCCAGCACACCUCCUCGAACCUCAUUGUCAGCAGAGAGGGCCCAUCUGUUGUCUGUAACAUGCCUUUCACAUGUCCACCUUCUUGCCAUGUUCCAGCUGCUCUCCCAACCUGGAAGGCCGUCUCCCCUUAGCCAAGUCCUCCUCAGGCUUGGAGAACUUCCUCAGCGUCACCUCCUUCAUUGAGCCUUCUCUGAUCACUCCAUCCCUCUCCUACCCCUCCCUCCCCCAACCCUCAAUGUAUAAAUUGCUUCUUGAUGCUUAGCAUUCACAAUUUUUGAUUGAUCGUUAUUUGUGUGUGUGUGUCCGAUCUCACAAGUAUAUUGUAAACCCUUCGGUGGGUGGGGGCCAUAUCCUAGACCUCUCUGUAUCCCCCAGACUAUCUGUAACAGUGCCAGGCACACAGUAGGUGAUCAAUAAACACUUGUUGAUUGAG